UUUAUAUUAUGCCUAUAUAGCAUAUAUUUCACAUGUUAUUAUUAUGUACAUAUAUAUUUUAUGUAUAUGUAUGUUGACAUGUUCAUUAGAAAAUCCCAUUGCAUAUUUGAAGUGAAAUUAUAAGAUUUUUUUAUUUUAUAUUUUAAAGGAGUGCAAUUGAAAAAUAAUUAUUGUAUUUUGUUACAUGAAUGCUUAAUUUUUUUUUAGUUUUAUAAUUUAAUUCAAAAUCUAGCAAUUUAUAGUUUCAAUUUAAAGUGAAAUAAUAUAUGAAUAUAUGUAUGUAAUUUGUACAUAAAUAAAGAAAAAAGGUUAAAAAUAUUAAAAUUAAUACAAGCAUAAUAAGAUUUUGUAAACAUUUAACUUCAUAUGUAAAUAAAUUAAAACCCAACACAAGAAAAAAAAAAAGAAAAGGGAAAAUUUUUUUCAAAAAUAGAAAUUAAUCAUGAACAAUGUCAACGGAUUUAACAUUGGAAAAUGAUUUACAAUUUCAUAUACAACAAAAUCAACUUAAAAUAGCGGCAACAAAACGAAAUUCAACAUUAACACGUCGCGCCAAUUUAUUAUCAUGUAAACAAUGGUGGAAAGUUUGUUUUAUUUAUGAUGAUCAAAAGGAUUAUUAUCGUAAAAAAUAUGGUAAAAAAUUGAUUACGUCAAGAAAUUUAAUAAAAAAACAAAAUUCUAUUAAAAAUAUGAAAUCGAAAUUAAAUACUGUAAUGUCUUCAAAAACUACUCCGACAACAACAACAACAGCUACUACAAAUAAUAAUAGUACUACUAAUACUAGUAAUAAUAAUAAUAAUGAAAAUCGUUACUCAAUAUCAUCAUCUUUAAAAAAUCUAUCACCACAAAAACUAAUCAAUUCAACCAAAAACUCUUUACGACUUCGCUCAAGGAAGCUUUUAUUCUUAAGUAGGCACAAUAAUAAUAAUAAUAGUAGUAAUAGUAAUAAUAAUAAUGAACAAAAUGAUGAAAUUUCUUUACAACCAAAUAAUUUACAACGGCAAAAUCAACAACAACAACUAGUUAAACAACAACAAAAUGAACAACAAAAUUAUCAAUAUCAUCAUCAAAUAUUAAAUGACCAAAGUAUUUUAUUUUCAACUUACUAUAGUAAUAAUAGUAAUAAUAAUAGUUUAUAUACGUCUACAACAAUAGCAACAUCUACAACGAUACCAACAACGAUUACAACAGAAAAUUUACAAUAUAAAUAUAAAAAUUCUGAUGUAAAUGCAAAUGAUCAUCUUAUGAAUAUUUGUAAUAUUUUAGAUGAACCAACAAGACAGAAUGCAAAAGUAGCUGUACUUGAUGAUCAUUUCUUAUCAACAUGUAAUAAUAACAUUAAUGAUUCUUUAAUAAAUAAAAAUAAUGAACAGUUACCAUCAAAAACAAUAAAAAGACUUUCAGAGAAAAAUUUACAACAUCAGAAUCAACAUUUUCCAGAACAAGAACAACAACAACAACAACAACUACACUAUCAAGAUCAUCAAAAUGGAAAAUUAUUUCAAAAACAUAAAAUAUUUCCAACCCAAUUCAAUAAUGUUGCAUCUAAUAAUUUAAAUAAUAGAGAAAACUUGUUUUUAAACGUUCAACAAACAUCAUUUUCAAAUGGAAUAUCAACAUCAGUAUCACCAUCAUUGUCACUAUCACCAUCAAUAUCUCUAUCACCAGCAUUAUCAUCACCAUCAUCAUCACCGUCCGGUUUAAAAAUUUUUUCAAAAAUUGAUAGAUUUUCACUUAAAAAUCAACAAAAUUUAAUUAAACAUACUUUUGAUGUUGAAGAUUUUAACGACACUAGUACUAAUUUAAUUUCAAAACUAAAUAAUAAUAAUAAUGAUGUUGAUGAUCAGCAACAUCAGGUUAAAAUUAAUGAAGAAAAUAUUAAUGAACUUAAAUUUAUUGAAUGUGGUAGUGAACAAUAUUUGCCUAGAAGAAAAUCAUUAUUAAUAUCAGAUACAACUUUAAUUAAUAAUUAUACAAAUAAUAUAAAUGAGGAUAAUAAAAAAAAUUGUAAUAAUAAUAAUUAUAAUAGAAAAAUUAAUAUUGAUGAUAAUUUUAUUGAUGUUGAUAAAUUGAAUAACAGUAAAUCAUCUUCUUGUCCAGCUACAUUUUCAUAUUUAUCGAAAAAUUUUUCAACUCCAAUACAAUUAAAAUCACCAUUAUCAUCAUCAUCAUCAACACCAGAAAUUUUAAUAAAAUCACCAUCAUUAUCACCAUCAAUAUCAAUAGAAAUUGCUACAAGUUGUAAUAAUACAAAUUCAAAUAGUAUUAAUACAUCAAGAAGUUGUAGUAGUCAAAGUACAAUAAGUGGUUGUAGUAAUAAAAUUAAUCAGUAUAAAGAAAAUGAAAUAAAUAAUAAUAAUAAUAAUAAUUUAAAAAUACAUAAUGGGAACACAAGAACAACAGCAACAGUAAUACCAAAAAUAGCAGAAACAGCAAUAACAUCAACUUCAACAUCAGCUGUUAAAAAGAGAUUAUAUUUUAAUGAACAUGACCUAAGGCAUCUAUAUAUAUGUAGAAAUCGUACAGGAGUAUGGUAUCAUGAUGAUGAAAUUAAUUUUAGUUUGAGUGAUGUGACAUCUGUUGGUAGAAAUAAUGAUAAAAAUCAAAGAAUUAUUAAAAAUUAUAAUAAUGAAUUAUCAUUGGAAAUUAAUAAGGGAAUUCUAGCUAUGGAUCUUGAUUUGAAUUUAAUGAAAAAACAAAAACUAUUAGAAACACAAAAUAAUUAUUCGAUAACAUCAACAACUGAUCAACAUUUACAAAAUAAUAAACAAUUAACAUUACAAAUGUCUUAUAUAAAUACAAAAGUAGAAUCAUUAGAUAAUAAUUCAGAAUUAAGAAUAUCACGUAAUACAAAUACAGCUACAACAGAUAGUAGAGAAGGUAGUGCAACCCCAACAAAUAGUUAUCAAAGUCAACCGCCAUCAAUAUCAUCAACACAAUCAUCACCACAUCCAUCAUGUGGUAGUUUACAAUAUCGUAGACAAUGUCCACCGCCUCCAAAUUUAUCAUUAACAAAUUCAAAUGCAUCAUCAUUAUCACCGGUUGGUGGUGGUUGUGGUGGUGGACGUAAUAAAAGUAAUUAUAAAACAUAUCAUCCAAAUAAUCAAAUUGAUUUCCAAAGAAGUUCACAAUCUGAUGAUGAUAGUGGUUGUGCUUUAGAAGAAUAUACAUGGGUACCUCCUGGAUUAAGGCCAGAUCAAGUGCGAUUAUAUUUCUCACAGCUUCCGGAUGAUAAAGUUCCUUAUGUAAAUAGCGCUGGUGAAAGAUAUCGAGUUAAACAAUUAUUACAUCAACUACCGCCACAAGAUAAUGAGGUUCGCUAUUGUCAUUCAUUAACAGAUGAAGAACGUAAAGAAUUGAGAUUAUUUUCUGCACAACGAAAACGUGAAGCACUUGGACGUGGUGUAGUACGUUUUUUAUCUGAUGAAAGAAAUUGUAAAGUGUGUGAACACCGUUUAUCCCCUGGAGAUAUUGCGGUUUUUGCAUCAAGAUUAGGACCAAAUUUAUGUUGGCAUCCUGGUUGCUUUGUUUGCAUAAUAUGCAAAGAAUUGCUUGUUGAUUUAAUUUAUUUUCAUAAGGAUGGAAAAUUAUAUUGUGGUAGACAUCAUGCUGAAGCACAAAAACCUAGAUGUUCUGCAUGUGAUGAGAUAAUUUUCUCAGAUGAAUGCACUGAAGCGGAAGGACGAACAUGGCAUAUGAAACAUUUUGCAUGCAUUGGAUGUGAUAAACAAUUGGGUGGUCAACGGUAUAUUAUGAGAGAAGGCAAACCAUAUUGUCUUGUAUGUUUUGAUGCAAUGUUUGCUGAAUAUUGUGAUUGUUGUGGUGAAGUAAUUGGUGUUGAUCAAGGACAAAUGAGUCAUGAUGGUCAACAUUGGCAUGCAACUGAUCAAUGUUUUUCAUGUUGUACCUGUAGAUGUUCUCUAUUAGGAAGACCAUUUUUACCAAGACGUGGUACAAUUUAUUGUUCGAUAGCAUGUAGUAAAGGUGAACCACCAACACCAUCUGAUAGUUCAGCACCAUCAGGACCACGACCUCAAAGAAUCAAUAAUACAUCGCAAACAUCAAAAAAUCACCAAAUUAAAAAUCAUUCAGUCAAUAAAUUACCAAAUCAAUCACAAAAUAAAACAAAAAAUAAUAAAGAUUAUUUAGAUAAUAUAGAAACAAAUAAGAAUAACCAACAAAUUGGAGAUGAUAAUACCGAUGACAGAGAAAGUAAUUCAUCAACAAUUAAAGAUCAUCGUAGAGAACCAAUUGAUUUAACUGAUUUAGGUGUUAGUUUAGAUCAAUUGAAAACAAGUACAAAAUCAUCAAUUAAUUCACUUGAUGAAGUUAAUAAUUUAACAUCAUCACUACCAGAAUUAUUAAUUUCCUCACAUUCUAAAGCCGAAGAUUCACAUAGUUAUCAGAGUAUAGAUAAAGUUGAAAUUGGUGUACAAAUAAAUACACCAUCAACACCAGAAUUAAUACCUGAAAUUAAAAUAAGACAAAGUCCAUAUCAAUUACAACAGAUAACACAUCAAAAAAUACCACAACCAAAUCCUAGAACAACACAAAUUAAAUGUACACAUAUAAUACCACCAGAAGCAAUGGCUAGAUCAAAAAGUUAUACAGAUAAUUCAUCAGCUAGAAGAAGACGUCAACGUAGACGAAGUCAAAGUAAAAAUCGUUCAAGUUCAGAAAAUCAAUUGAAUAAUAAUGAAACAAAUAAUAAUCAUAAUAAUAAUAAUAAUAAUGGUAAUAGUCGAAUACAUCAAAAGCAAUCUAGAGAUAAUCAAAGAUUAUCAAAUGACAAUAAUCUUGAUACAAUAAGUAUAUGUUCAACAUGUUCCUCAAGUUCAUCAAGUCAAGAUGAAUAUGCAUAUAGAAUACCAGUACGUAAACAUUACGGUGGUGUUCGUUUAUCAUAUGUUCCAAAUGAUGCUAUCGCUUAUGAAAAGAAACGUAAACAAGAUACAAAUCGUUUAAGCAAUACUGAUAUAACAGAAAAUAAAAAUUGUGUUAUAUCAUGACAGGCUUUAAUAUCACAAACUGUUAAAAUAUCAUUAAUUGAAAAGAAAACAAAUAAAAAAUAUUGUUGUAAUACUUGUAAUCGUAAUUGUAUACAAAUAAUUGGAAAAUAUUUGGGAAUAAUUAAAAAAUCACCUGUAGCAAAUGUAUAAAUUAAUUAUUAAAAAUUAUUAUUAAACUUAAUCUUACAGUAGCUCCGAAACUUUCAAGUCUAUUAAUCAAAUUUUUUUUUUUCUACUCCAUAUUUAAUUCCGAAACUGUUUCAGGAAA
Condylostylus longicornis is the source of this 5277-nucleotide messenger RNA. RefSeq names its product probable serine/threonine-protein kinase DDB_G0282963. The transcript has 6 exons. Gene Ontology annotation, molecular function: zinc ion binding. Bases 450 to 5009 code for a protein of 1519 amino acids. The record is from RefSeq and is a predicted model, not a curated record. NCBI's taxonomy places the organism in Eukaryota, Metazoa, Arthropoda, Insecta, Diptera, Dolichopodidae.